This is a messenger RNA of Abrus precatorius (Indian licorice), 1301 nucleotides long. RefSeq names its product protein TRANSPARENT TESTA GLABRA 1. NCBI's taxonomy places the organism in Eukaryota, Viridiplantae, Streptophyta, Magnoliopsida, Fabales, Fabaceae. Gene Ontology annotation, cellular component: nucleus. The record is from RefSeq and is a predicted model, not a curated record. Gene Ontology annotation, molecular function: protein binding. The transcript is spliced from 2 exons. Bases 91 to 1092 code for a protein of 333 amino acids.
UCUCUACCACCUAACUUUUCAGUUUCAUCUUCCACAGAGUUCCACUUAACACCAUAGCCAUAAACACACAACCACCAUCGUUUCAACAAAAUGGAGAAUUCGACCCAAGAAUCCCAAAACUCGGUGACCUACGAAUCCCCAUAUCCAAUAUACGCAAUAGCGUUCUCACAAUCACAAUCGCACCCUCAACGCCUCGCCCUCGGAAGCUUCAUUGAAGAAUACACAAACCGCGUCCACAUCCUCUCCUUCAACCCCGACACCCUCUCCCUCAACCCUCACCCUUCUCUCUCCUUCGACCACCCUUACCCUCCCACCAAACUCAUGUUCCACCCUUCUCCUUCCCCACCCUCCUCCAACCACCUCCUCGCCACCUCCGGUGACUACCUCCGCCUCUGGGAAGUCCGCGAAUCCUCCGUCGAUGCCCUCUCCCUCUUCAACAACAGCAAAACCAGCGAGUUCUGCGCCCCUCUCACCUCCUUCGACUGGAACGACGUCGACCCCAACCGCAUCGCCACCUCCAGCAUCGACACCACUUGCACUGUCUGGGACAUUGAACGCGCUGUCGUCGAGACCCAACUCAUCGCCCACGACAAAGAGGUGUACGACAUCGCGUGGGGCCAAGCCAGAGUUUUUGCCUCUGUUUCCGCUGAUGGGUCUGUUAGGAUCUUCGAUUUGAGAGACAAGGAACACUCCACCAUUAUCUACGAGAGCCCUCACCCUGAUACCCCUUUGCUUCGUUUGGCUUGGAACAAACAGGACUUGAGGUACAUGGCUACUAUUUUGAUGGAUAGUAAUAAAGUUGUGAUUUUGGAUAUUAGAUCGCCCACUACACCUGUGGCUGAGUUAGAGAGGCAUCGUGGGGGCGUUAAUGCUAUUGCUUGGGCUCCUCAUAGUUCUAGGCAUAUUUCUUCUGCUGGGGAUGAUACACAUGCUCUUAUUUGGGAGUUGCCUACUAUGGCUGGUCCUAAUGGCAUUGAUCCCAUUUGCAUGUAUUCUGCUGCCUCUGAAAUUAACCAGUUGCAGUGGUCUUCGGCUCAGCCUGAUUGGAUGGCCAUUGCUUUUGCUAACAAGAUGCAGCUUUUGAAAGUUUGAGAAAUCCAUCCUGAAGGAUGUUUGCGUAUUUAAAGAAUUGUUACUGAUUUCUAUUUCCUCCAUGUCAAUGAUAAAUAAUGUUUCUGCUAGGUAAUUCUGGAAUAUUUAAUUGGUGCUGCUGAGAUUCUGGUGUAGGGCAAAGUAACUUUUAUUGCCUCCACCAUUUUCAUGUUGAAUAUCCAGUUUCUUGGAGUUGGGACUAUAUUAAA